Molecule: messenger RNA, 1962 nt
Organism: Wallemia mellicola CBS 633.66
Lineage: Eukaryota; Fungi; Basidiomycota; Wallemiomycetes; Wallemiales; Wallemiaceae
Product: T-complex protein 1
Exons: 7
Coding region: 26-1693 (555 amino acids)
Biological process (GO): protein folding
Cellular component (GO): chaperonin-containing T-complex
Molecular function (GO): ATP hydrolysis activity; ATP binding; ATP-dependent protein folding chaperone
Source: RefSeq, a predicted model, not a curated record
GUGGUUGAACAGUGAUCAAGUCAAAAUGUCUUUUAUUGCACCUGAUCCAACUUCUUCUUAUUUGCUCGGGGGUGAGCGUAUCUCUGGCAAUGAAAUCCGUCAGCAGAAUGUAAGAGCCGCAUUGGCUAUCGCAAACGUCGUCAAGUCAUCUCUCGGUCCAGUUGGUCUUGACAAAAUGUUGGUAGAUAACAUUGGGGAUGUCACAAUUUCAAACGACGGUGCAACUAUUCUCUCUCUCAUUGAAACUGAACAUCCUGCAGCUAAAAUCUUAGUCGAUUUAGCUCAGCAGCAAGAUAAAGAAGUUGGUGAUGGUACCACUUCUGUCGUUAUUGUCGCUUCUGAGCUCCUCCGUAGAGCUAACGACCUUGUUAAGAACAAGAUUCAUCCUACAACUAUCAUAACUGGUUAUCGUUUAGCUUGCAAGGAAGCUUGCAAAUUCAUGCAAGACAACCUCAGCUCAAAUGUAGAGGCACUUGGUAGAGAAUCAUUGAUAAACGUCGCAAAAACUUCAAUGGCUUCAAAGAUCAUUGGAAGUGAUGACGAAUUCUUCGCUAACAUGGCUGUUGACGCUAUGCAAGCUGUCAGAACAAUAAACCCACGUGGUGAAGUCAAAUACCCAGUUAAAGCUGUAAACGUACUCAAAGCACACGGUAAAUCUGCUACUGAAUCCCUUUUCGUUAAGGGUUAUGCCCUCAACUGCACUGUUGCUUCACAAGCCAUGAAAACACGCAUAAACGGCGCAAAGAUCGCUUGUUUAGAUAUCAAUCUUCAAAAGCAACGUAUGCAUAUGGGUGUCCACAUCACUAUCGAUGAUCCAACUCAACUCGAAGAGAUUAGAAAGAGAGAAUCAGAAAUUACAUUAGAGAGAGUUCGCAAGAUUUUAGCAUCAGGUGCUAACGUAAUUCUCACUACUAAGGGUAUUGAUGAUUUGUGUCUUAAGGAAUUCGUUGAAGCUGGCGCAAUGGCAGUCAGAAGAUGCCGGAAAGAAGAUCUCCGUCGUAUUGCAAAGGCAACCGGCGCAACACUUGUUUCAUCAUUGGCUAACUUAGAAGGCGAAGAAACUUUCGAAAGCUCACUUUUGGGUAACGCUGAAGAAGUUGCUCAAGAGCGUAUAAGUGAUGACGAACUCAUCCUCGUCAAGGGUACAAAGAUCGUCAGUUCAUCAUCAAUCGUCUUGAGAGGUGCCAAUGACUACAUGUUGGAUGAGAUGGAGAGAUCCCUCCACGAUUCUCUCUGUGUUAUAAAACGUACCCUUGAAUCAGGUAACGUUGUUCCAGGUGGUGGUGCGAUUGAAUCCGCACUUUCCAUAUACUUGGAAAACUUUGCAACUACAUUAGGAUCAAGAGAACAAUUAGCAAUUGCUGAAUUUGCUCAAGCUUUACUCGUUAUUCCAAAGACCCUCUCCGUUAAUGCUGCUAAAGAUUCAACUGAAUUGGUUUCAAAACUUCGUGCAUACCACAAUGCUGCACAAUCAGCCCCAUCUGGAGAUCCUAAGAAGCAAUUACAAAAUUACGGUCUUGAUCUCAUAAAUGGUACAAUCCGCGAUAAUGUCAAAGCAGGUGUUCUUGAACCUACAAUUAGUAAAAUUAGGAGUUUGAGAUCUGCACUCGAAGCUGCAACAUCUUUAUUGCGUAUUGAUGACGCUCUCAAGAUGGCACCAGCUGAGCCAGCCGAUGACGGUCACGGACAUUAAAGUUAGCAAUUUGGUGGAGAUAUCAAGAGUUGUAAAUAGCUGAGAUUUUUAAAGAUGAAAUUAAUAAAUAUUCCUUUUCUUUGCUAUUUACAUACUAAACCUCUGAUGUACUUAGAUGGUAACAAAGGAGGCACAUUUAAUUGAGUAGGAAGAGUGCAGAUUAUUUGUGAUCGUGUUAUGACUUCAGAAGGUGAUGUGUGAGAUAAUUUAUCAUAUUAAGAAUUGUCUAUGAUUGUGUGUUUCAAAUAAAUCAACAUAAACCACCUAAG